Molecule: messenger RNA, 477 nt
Organism: Emys orbicularis (European pond turtle)
Lineage: Eukaryota; Metazoa; Chordata; Testudines; Emydidae
Gene: PLA2G10
Product: phospholipase A2 group X
Exons: 4
Coding region: 1-477 (158 amino acids)
Biological process (GO): phospholipid metabolic process; lipid catabolic process; arachidonate secretion
Molecular function (GO): phospholipid binding; calcium ion binding
Source: RefSeq, a predicted model, not a curated record
AUGGGACCCCGGCGCCUGGCGUUGUUGCUGCCUCUGCUGCUCCUGCUUCCGACGGAUUCUAAAGGUGCUUUGGGAAAAACCCAUUCUAGGAAUCGAAGAGGAAUCCUUGAAUUAGCUGGAGCCAUUAAAUGCAGCACAGGACGCUCUCCUUUUGCUUAUCUACGUUAUGGAUGCUAUUGUGGUCUGGGAGGGCAUGGCUGGCCUAAGGAUAAAGUAGACUGGUGCUGCUUUAAGCAUGACUGCUGCUACAGUAAGGCAGAGCAAGCAGGCUGUAAGCCCAAGAUACAGAGCUAUAACUGGGAAUGUGAAGACAAUGCUGCUGUGUGUGAUUCACUAGAAGAUAAAUGCCAAAAAAUAAUGUGUGAAUGUGACCGCAAAGCUGCCAAGUGUUUGGCUAAAGCCCCUUAUUACCCAAGGUACAUUUUCUGGCCAGAUUUUGUAUGUGGUAACAAUCACCCAAAAUGUAAGUUUUGGUGA